AUGUCAGUCACCUUGCACACCAACGUCGGUGAUAUCAAAGUUGAAGUGUUCUGCGACGCUACUCCACGUGCCGCAGAGAACUUUCUUGGCCACUGCGCAGCUGGCACGUACAACGACGUCAAAUGGCAUCGCAACAUCAAAUCGUUCAUGAUCCAGACGGGUGAUCCCACAGGCACAGGCAAAGGAGGUCAAUCUAUCUGGGGCAAACCUUUCGCCGACGAGAUUCGCUCAUCUCUCAAGUUUGAUCGUCGCGGAAUCGUUGCGUGUGCCAACGCCGGACCAGAUACCAACAAGUCACAAUUCUUCAUUACGUAUGCUAAGCAGCCACAUCUAGACGGCAAGUACACAAUCAUAGGCAAGGUCAUCGAUGGCGCCGAAGAUGGAGGGACACUGGAUGCUAUGGAGGCCAUACCUGUCGAUGCGAAGAACAGACCAACCAGCGAGAUCAGGAUGACGGGCGUUACGGUGCACGCCAACCCAAUCGCGAUCAAGGCGGCAGGCAAGUGA
Messenger RNA from Mycosarcoma maydis (corn smut), 507 nucleotides. Its product is annotated as putative peptidylprolyl isomerase (cyclophilin)-like protein. Gene Ontology annotation, biological process: protein peptidyl-prolyl isomerization. The record is from RefSeq and is a predicted model, not a curated record. Gene Ontology annotation, molecular function: peptidyl-prolyl cis-trans isomerase activity. NCBI's taxonomy places the organism in Eukaryota, Fungi, Basidiomycota, Ustilaginomycetes, Ustilaginales. Gene Ontology annotation, cellular component: catalytic step 2 spliceosome. The transcript has a single exon. The coding region runs from base 1 to 507 and encodes 168 amino acids.